AGCAUCUCGAGUUUUUAUGGACCGCGGUGCCGCUCAGUUCUCGCAGUCAGGUUUGCCUUCGCCCUACUCAAGCAGUUUCGGCGACCACCAUUCUGAAGGCUCGUCGGCAGAACACGCGUCUGCUGCCCAGUACCCCGGGAAACAAGACUAUCCCGCCUCUGUGACGCCUACGUCAGAGUACAGCGUCUACCCUCCCUCGGCGCGUUCAGGAUCUUUUUCGGAGCAAAUCCAGCGUUCAUACCAUCCAUCCAGCACCGCCAGCAGCGGAGAUCCGUCUAUUGCGGCUCCGAGUCCUACCUACCCUUACGGGCAGCACUCGCCGUAUGCGCCAAAUCCAGACAUGUCUCAUGGCUACUCCCAUCCGAGCGGCGGCAUGUACGCCCAGCCCCGACCCGACUGGGCCGGCUACAGCCAGCAUGGAGCACCUCCCUUGACUCCUGGUCAUCCAGUUUAUGCCCAAUCCCCGGCUUCUGCGCCGCAGCAACGCCCCAGCCAGGUCUACUCUUUCGUUCCCAUCCCUGGAGCGCAGCAACACAAGCGCCCGCGCAGACGCUACGAGGAGAUUGAGCGCAUGUACAAGUGUGGCUGGAACGGAUGCGAGAAGGCCUACGGCACUCUCAACCAUCUGAAUGCGCACGUUACCAUGCAGUCUCACGGCCAAAAGCGAACUCCCGAAGAAUUUAAGGAGAUCCGCAAGGAAUGGAAGCAGCGAAAGAAGGAGGAGGAGGCCCAGCGCAAGGCCGAAGAGGAGCGCCAGAGGGCAGCAGCGGCAAACGCCGCUCAGAAUGGCGGCGGUGAUCCCCAGGCUGCCGACGGAGCGCCUUCGUCUGGGUACCCCGGCAGGGCCGUGCAGCUGCCCCCGAUAGGAUACCAGCCCACGCAGUAUCCGGCACCGCCCUCUGGCAACGUCGCUCAGCAGCCCAUGCCCGAAUACGGCGCGAGCCACAUGUACUCGAACUACCAGCCGCAUUCUCCUUAUGCUCAGCCCAGCCAGCAGAACCUCUAUAGCCAGUCAAACGGCGCACCGCCCCCUAGCCACUAAUGGACUG
This is a messenger RNA of Trichoderma citrinoviride, 1049 nucleotides long. RefSeq lists its product as hypothetical. Gene Ontology annotation, biological process: regulation of DNA-templated transcription. The record is from RefSeq and is a predicted model, not a curated record. Lineage: Eukaryota; Fungi; Ascomycota; Sordariomycetes; Hypocreales; Hypocreaceae. The transcript has 5 exons. Bases 17 to 1042 code for a protein of 341 amino acids.